AAAAAAAAAAAAAGAGUCAACACAGAGAGUGAGAGAGAGAGAUGGAGAACAAAACUCCGGAAGUGGCUUCGACCAUCAAAGUUUCUUCCCUGACUUGCAUAGAUCUCGCAAACUCUGAUCUUCAUCAAUCAGCUGUUUUGCUCAAGCAGGCAUGUCUGGAUUGCGGAUUUUUCUAUGUAGUAAAUCACGGUUUAAGCGAGGAGUUGAAGGACGAGGCUUUUGAGCAGAGCAAGAAAUUCUUCGCUCUUCCUUUGGAGGAGAAAAUGAAAGUCUUGAGAAACAAAAAGAAUCGUGGCUAUUCACCUGUCCUGGAUCAAAUCUUGGAUCCAGAGAAUCAAGUCCACGGGGAUUACAAAGAGUCUUUUUUCAUUGGAAUCGAAGGUCCCAAAGAUGAUCCCCAUGGGGAUAAGCCAUUCUAUAGCCCAAACACUUGGCCUGACCCUGAUGUUUUGCCCGGAUGGAAGGCAACCAUGGAGAAAUAUCAUCAAGAAGCAUUGAAAGUUUGUAAGGUUAUAGCGAGAAUAUUGGCAUUGGCACUCGACUUGGAAGCGGAUUACUUUGACACACCUGAGAUGCUUGGAAAUCCUAUUGCAGUUAUGCGCUUACUUCACUAUGAAGGGAAGUCUGAUCCCUCGAAAGGAAUAUAUGCAUGUGGAGCACAUACUGAUUAUGGAAUGAUGACUCUCUUAGCAACAGAUGGUGUUAUGGGGCUCCAGAUUUGCAAGGAUAAGGAAAUGAAGCCAAGGAAAUGGGAAUAUGUACCAUCGAUUAAAGGAGCAUAUAUCGUGAAUCUUGGUGACCUGCUGGAGCGUUGGAGCAACGGCAUGUUUAAGUCCACAUUGCAUCGGGUACUUGGGAAUGGUCACGACCGAUAUUCCAUUCCAUUCUUUGUGGAACCGAGCCACGACUGUAUAGUAGAAUGUCUUCAUACCUGCCAGUCCAAAAACAACCCUCCCAGAUAUCCAGCGAUCAAAUGUUCAGCGUACCUCACCCAACGUUACGAAGAAUCACAUGUGGACUUGAGCAUAUACGAAAAACAAACCUAAGUGAAGUAUGUAUUUGAUCAAACUACAAUAGCAGAAUUGUGAUUCAUUCACAACUUAAUGUUUUUUUUUCUAAUUCAGUAUUAAAAAUUUUAUUCUAAACUUUUCCUGUUAUCGAUAGUAUUGCGAAAUAUUAUUUGUUGCUCAU
Molecule: messenger RNA, 1191 nt
Organism: Eutrema salsugineum
Lineage: Eukaryota; Viridiplantae; Streptophyta; Magnoliopsida; Brassicales; Brassicaceae
Product: 2-oxoglutarate-Fe(II) type oxidoreductase
Exons: 11
Coding region: 42-1046 (334 amino acids)
Source: RefSeq, a predicted model, not a curated record